Molecule: messenger RNA, 2574 nt
Organism: Amoebophrya sp. A120
Lineage: Eukaryota; Dinophyceae; Syndiniales; Amoebophryaceae
Source: the annotation of a GenBank genome assembly
AGUACUCGCGUCAGGGCCACCAUCACAACCAUCACCAACGUUAACAACCAAGUUGAAUUUGAAGCGAAUGCAAUUCUAUAUACUAUAAAUUUUUCAUCUUUCUGCGUUGAUCCGUGAAGACAAGACAACACUUCUUCUAUUACUUGUAUUUUAGGGUUGCCUAUAAAUCGAUUUUCUUCAACAUCUCACCACGUUGACGUACUCGACCUUUAUUUUGUGGACUUAAACAGUGGUACAACAGCUGAACUUGAAUAGUGGUACGGCAAGAGCACGCGGCUCUUCUUGACAAUGCCUCCUAUCGACUACUCGAAAUGGGCGAACAUCUAUCCAAGAAGAAAACCACCGUCGGGGGAGGGGCUAUGUUGCAAGCACUACACCAAGGAUUGUUCAGGUAUGCUCUGUGCUGCCUUCUUUCUUGCGCGCGAUUGUUGUAUCCUGGACUGGAGUUUCAUCAACAUUCUUUGCUCCUAGUUCUUUUGCAUCGUCUCUAUUCUGUUCAAGAAAGCGACGGUAGCGGCCAUCAAGUUUUGUCAUGAUGAUGACCAGCAAUUAUGAUAUACUUGGUUCGGAGAUUUAUGUUUAAGCAUUUGGUGCUUUUAUUCCGAUAGAGUUUUUUUCUUCUCCUCCUCCAUACAGAAGGCGCCUCCUCGGAUUCCGACGCAACAUCGCACUCAACCGACGAGGAUCAGCACCACAGCGUGCGACUAAGAAGACAGCAUGAUUUUAACUCUGCAGCAGGACCAGGAGCCGGCAAAAACUCAAACUCUAGCUCCAAGGGUUCCGGUGGUGCGGUCGAGAAAAUGUUGCCUGGUGGAACGAUGAGUUCUUCGCCGACGAACUACACCAAUACCCUUCUUGCAACCGAUCCUGCUGCGGCGCACCAGCCAAAGCUUUUGAAGAAAGUAGGAGCUGCACCACAGCCGUCGUCUUCCGGUAGUUGGGGUGGACUUCUUUACGAUAAAAGCAACGCGUCAACAACUCCUUCUGCUUCUUCUUCAUCAAGCCAAACCGGUAAAUCUAAAACAAACCCGCUGAAGUGCAGCUUUUUCGAUAGCGAGCACACCAAACCCUUUCCGGAGGGUUCGUAUCCGUUUUUGACGACUAAGAAUGUUAGCGACGACGUGUUGAACUUUUUCAAGCACCGUCUCACCUACCCCCAAAGGAUGCGGCUCUUCACGGAGUUUUGGAACAAUUCGGACACAAAGCGGGAAAAAUUCAUCCGCCGUCUGAUCGAUCUUUUGGUACGAGAAUGCACAACUGGUACUGUGAGGACCCCUCAUUUGUCAUGCAAAAGUAUCUAUACUAAGGCUGGUCUUUGCUUCUUGGCACUGUUUGCAUGACAGGUGCAGGCUCGUCUGGCAGGAGCCCAAGCAGGACCACGAUCUUGUUCGCGUGAAUCUGUGGUCAUGCAAAUCAACGUGCACUCUUUAUUCUCUUGGUCUUGCCGACGCUUGUAUUGCUGCUUAUGCCCGACAAGUGCGGAGGAGUCCUCGUUGCGCAGUAGUAGAACUCUCAUAACUGGAGCAGACGAACCAGAGGCACUUGGCGAGGAACAUCCGCGGUGGGAUGGAACUUUUGGAGGACGUGAUUCUAGACGAGGGAUCCAUGCAAGUGACGUACCCGGAACUAUCCAGGAAAAACACCCAUCCCCAUCCAUUUUUUGCAUGACAAACAUUGGCACUUAUGCGUGUUUUGCAUGACAAAUUGGAUGGGGAUGGGUGUCUUUUCCUGGAUAGGAACAGUGGGUGUACUACUUUGUCGAGUUGAAAGACAAACCGCAACGGCUGAUCAGUACGGCGGGCACAUCAACUUCAGGUGGAGCUUCUUCUAGCACCUCCUCUACAACUCCGGUCCUGCUCCCGACGCAGAAAUCUCUGGACGAGCAACGGGUGCAGAUUUUCGAAAAGUUUUUUCGCGCACUCCCCAUCGAGGAGCAAAGCUGGGUUGUCGGGGGCUUGUCGGUAUCCUGUGCAAAAGUAUCGUACUCGUAGUACUUAAUUGCACUCAUGCAUUACAAAUUUUUUUCUCAAGGUCAAUCCGAAUUACAAAUUUUAAUUCUCAUGCUGAGGGACUUUGUCAUGCAUUUAUACGAGUGCGAUACUUUUGCAGUUCAUAGUCGGGCUACGGGACCAAUCCGCUGCAGGCAAGAUAAUACAUCUAACCUGGUGCUAAUCCUAAUUGUCUACUCCGAGUGGUUGGGGUUGUACAGCUGUAGCUUCUCGCUCCAGUUUCAUCUUUAUUCACACUCAGCUUCAUUACUCAUCGAUGAGGCUCUGCGACGGCGAUCUGCUGCGAGGGCCGUCACGUCGCUCCCUCGUAGUUCAUCACAACGGCAACUGCUAGCAUUUCGACCCAGCCAUGGCACUUGGCGAUCCGGACGAGCGAGGAAAAUUUAUUGCAGCGUGCGGCCGCCCCCAGCGAUUCUGCCUUUGAUGGUGCUGAGGAGGCCUGUGCUGCUGAUGCAGCAGUCAGUUGUGUGUGGGCGGAGGUUAAUCUCGUGCCUGUGUAGUUUAUUUUGCAAAAGAUUAGUUACAAAAAACAGACACAGCACGCAAAGAACCUGGCUACCUGCUG